Dioscorea cayenensis subsp. rotundata (Guinea yam) is the source of this 1003-nucleotide messenger RNA. RefSeq names its product probable transmembrane ascorbate ferrireductase 2. NCBI's taxonomy places the organism in Eukaryota, Viridiplantae, Streptophyta, Magnoliopsida, Dioscoreales, Dioscoreaceae. Bases 50 to 748 code for a protein of 232 amino acids. Gene Ontology annotation, molecular function: oxidoreductase activity. The transcript is spliced from 4 exons. The record is from RefSeq and is a predicted model, not a curated record.
UUGGGUUUCAUUUUCGUCUCACCUACUCCAAGGAUCCCGAUCGGGAAGCAUGGCGGCUCCGAUGGUCCACUUCCCCAUCGUCCUCGUUAUCCGGCUACUCGGCGUCGCCGCCGCUGCCACGGUGCUCACCUGGGCUCUUCAUUUCCGCGGGGGCAUGUCCCUCAUCUCCGAGAACAAGGAUCUCAUCUUCAAUGUUCAUCCUGUACUAAUGGUGAUUGGAUUCAUCUUAUUGAAUGGCGAAGGCAUAUUGGCCUACAAGACUAUUGGAGGAACAAAGAAUUUCAAGAAGGCAGUGCACCUUGCUGUUCAAUUCCUUGCCUUCUUUUUGGGUCUUAUUGGCAUAUGGGCAGCUUUGAAGUUCCACAACGAAAAGGGCAUUGACAAUUUCUACAGCCUGCAUUCAUGGUUGGGCCUAGCAUGUCUCUUCUUGUUCGGCAUUCAGUGGGGCGCUGGAUUUGCAACCUUCUGGUACCCUGGUGGCUCGAGAAAUAGCCGAGCUUUCCUACUUCCAUGGCAUGUUUUUCUUGGGAUAUACAUCUACAUCCUUGCUGUUGCCACUGCAGUUACCGGCAUAUUGGAAAAGGCCACUUUCCUCCAAAGCAGCAGUAUAAUUUCCCGCUACUCAACCGAAGCUUUUCUAUUGAACUCCCUGGGCUUGUUACUUGUAUUUUUGGCUGGUUUCGUUGUACUCGCUGUGGUCACUCCUGCUUCUAUCAAAGGUGAUGCUCAUAAAACUGGCGCAGAGUAGAAUUUAGUUGAUUAGUUCUUGAUUUUCUUUUCUUACAGGGGACAUUAUUGAUUCAUAUUGAGUGCGAGUUCUUUGUAAAAACCAUCAGUGUUGCCUUCAUAACUCAAGAUUGUGGACUCAUACAUGUGAAAUGAAGUAAUAUUCACAAAAAUAAACUGCAGAAAAGUGAUGAUUUGCUGGAUUUAUGAACUUCUUGUUUUGGAUAAUAGAUUGAAGGCAGUUAUGAAUGAAACUGUAAACCCUAACUUUUCCUUA